GCGUUACUUUUGUUACGUUAGCCAGCACUGUCUUCACAAACUCGUGGUGCCCGACUAAUUGUUUUUGUUGCGCUAAUCUUUGUUUCGAUUUGAUGUGAGAAACUUCACCUGUGGCUGGAAAGUGUCGCUCGGAACGCAGACACCAUGUCGAUGCGACGCCAGCGCAUUAAGGCUCCGGCCAAUCUGUCGCUCAUUAAGCGCAAACCGCGCAAGGAAGAAUUGCCUGUUCCCAAGGAAGAUCCCGAGGUGAAGAAUGGGGAGGCGGCGGCGCCGGAUGAGCAGACGGUGGAGCCGGAGGUUGCUGAUGCAACGGCCUUCAAGAUGCCAGUCACCUCCGUCGGUCAGCUAGAGGAGGUCUUCCACUCGGAUCUGGAGGACAAUGUAAUACAGAUAGACUUGCAAAAAACCUCCGGAGGCUUCCCCAUGUCGCCAAGCAAAGCCCAAGCCCGCCAGCGUGUGCGCCCCACCCCUGUGUUUGGGCAGCGGCGCAACAGCUUUGUUGGCUCUCCUAUGGCCUCGGACUAUGAUGGCGAGUACCAGUCCCCGGCCACGCCCACUCGGAGGGAGCGGUACCUCAGCGGUUCUUCGUCGGGAACACCACUGCAACAGGUUUCAUCGCCUAUGCCGCCAUCUCCCUACAAAUAUUUUCCACCCGUCAUGAGCCCUGGGAUGGGACGUAUCCGUACUGAGUCCACCUGUUCCACCUACUCGGAAGGAGGCAGCAAACGUAAGGGCGACGACAAGGCAGCGGGUCAGUCUGCACAAUCUGGGCAACGGGUAAACGCUAGGCGAGACUUUGAGACGCGCUUUCACAAGGGUGUGCCCGACAAGUCAACCUUCAAGAUGUUGGACAUGAUCUUCUACAAUCCAGGAAAUAACCCUAUGAAGCCAAAACAGGCUAUUACCACCAUCAAGGACGAGACCACCGGAGAAGAAGCCAAGCCCACGACAGAUCAGUUGCUGGAGGCCAAGACGGAAUCGACGUCUGCCAUGCCAGUUCCCCAACUAAAGCUUGACGCCAAUGGCGAAAUGAUUAUCGAUGAGAAGACCCUGGAAAUCGAGACCACAGCCGAGGUAGAAGCCCGCAAAGUUCUGGCCAAUUCGUCGCUUAUAUUAAUGGAUGAGACCACAGGUGAUAACGGUUUCUAUAAACGCCAUAAGCGAACGCCAUUCUGGACAUCUGAAGAGACGGUCCGCUUCUAUCGGAGCUUGCAGAUUAUUGGCACGGAUUUCUCGCUAAUGUGCCAAAUGUUCCCGGCACGUUCGCGCCGCGAUCUCAAACUGAAGUACAAGAAGGAAGAGCGCACCAACGGGCAGUUGAUCAACAAAGCUCUGCUCUAUCCUAAGGCAUUUAACAUUCAGGAACUGAAGGAUCAGCUGGCGCAGGAGGAUCGUGAGCGAGAGGAGAACGAGCGACAGUGGAAGGAGAUAGCCAACGCGAACCCUGAAAACUCUAAGAAGCGAUCGCGAUCCCAGCACAACAGCAAGGCCUCACGUUCAAUGACUGAUGGAGAUGUUGUCUACGAAAAUGAGCACAUAACCAAGCAGAAGCUCGGAAAGCGGACCUGGGCCAAACGGCGCAAGGCCUUGGAGGCAGGCGAAAACGACGGGAGUGUUCCGGCCAAACGAAAACCCAGGGAAGCCCGUCGGACCGCGAAUACCCAAAAACCAGUGGAAUCCAAUGCGGAUGAAUCGACUCCUAAGACUAUCAAGCAAGAAAAUAUGGUUAAAACCGAACAAAUUGUAAGCCAACUCGCAACAAAGGAUAACCUGACAGCUGAGCUCAAUGAGCUUUUAGAUGACUCCGAGGCGUUAGAAGUAGAAGCAAUAGGCAAGUCCAGUGAUAAACCAGUAGUCAACUUGGAGGAUAGUACUCUGACAUAUGUUAGUGCUGUCGAUUCGGGGAGCGAGGUGCCCAACCGAGGAUCGGAUACCUAUUACAUUAACUUUAUUGAUGAACCAGAUGAAGAUCAGGCCGAAAUCAUAACGCCUGAUGAUCCCCUUCCUUCAAUGACUGCUGAGCCGGACAUAGAACAAAUUAUCGCCGAACUGGCAGAGGGAUCCUUGGCUCUGGUCUCCUCCCUAGAUCCGCUGCAUGAGGAUCGGGUACUCAACGAAAUCUAUAUGCUGGAUAAAAAGACGGGCGAGCUAUGUGAAACACCGCUGAAUAUACCCGAACAUAUAGUACAGUGCAUCAUGAAUGUUAUGCAGUUGGAGGACUAACAGCAUUAUACACAUAUGUAUAUGACAUAAAAUUAUUUGUUACUAAUUAUAAGUUAUUAUACCAUAUUAAUAGACUUAAUUCAUAUUUUUCCUAUUUAAGAAAAUAAAAGAGAAACUGGAAGUUUUCCAACAUAUUUUUUCAACCCAUA
This is a messenger RNA of Drosophila ananassae, 2372 nucleotides long. It is a transcript of the gene Bdp1, whose product is annotated as transcription factor TFIIIB component B''. The coding region runs from base 145 to 2223 and encodes 692 amino acids. Lineage: Eukaryota; Metazoa; Arthropoda; Insecta; Diptera; Drosophilidae. Gene Ontology annotation, molecular function: TFIIIC-class transcription factor complex binding. Gene Ontology annotation, biological process: RNA polymerase III preinitiation complex assembly. Gene Ontology annotation, cellular component: transcription factor TFIIIB complex. The record is from RefSeq and is a predicted model, not a curated record. The transcript is spliced from 3 exons.